This is a messenger RNA of Morchella sextelata, 1224 nucleotides long. RefSeq lists its product as uncharacterized. Lineage: Eukaryota; Fungi; Ascomycota; Pezizomycetes; Pezizales; Morchellaceae. Bases 1 to 1224 code for a protein of 407 amino acids. The record is from RefSeq and is a predicted model, not a curated record. The transcript has a single exon.
AUGGGCCGCGACGCCACCGAACCCAUCCAACCCGGCAGCAUCCGCCGCACCGAGCGCGCUCGCUUCGCCAAAGAAACAAUCCACAAAACCGUCCCCGCCCUCCUGCACUCCAUCCCGCGCGCCCGCCGCGGCAUCGAAACAGCGCACCUCCUCGUCGACCUCCCUCGCGUCAACCCCGGCGGCAGCAGCAACAACCCCAAGAGAAAACCCAAAGGCAAGCGUGGGGAAGACAAAGACGAGCACGACCCCAGCAGCGCCGACGCACCCCCACCCGGAAUCCGCAUCCGCAUAGUCGACGCCGACACCCUUGCCGCCGUGUCGCUGUUUACGCCGUCGGCCGGGAAGAGCGCGCCCGCGAAGACGGCGGUGCUGUGUAUGGCGUCACCGCUGCGCCCGGGCGGGGGCGUGUUCACGGGUGCGCAGAGCCAAGAGGAGUCGCUGUGCGUGCGGACGACGCUGUACUGGUCGCUGCGGGAGGACUACUACCGGCUGCCGCCGCUGGGGUGCGUGUAUACGCCGGACGUGCUCGUGUUCCGCGACGAGGAGAACAAGGAUCUGGCGAAGAAGGAGCGGUUCUAUGUUGAUGUGAUUAGUUGUGCGGCUCUGCGAUUUCCGGAGACCGAGGGCGGCAGGUAUGAGAAUGUGGCGGAUCGGGAGCAGAUGUGGGAGAAGAUGAGGCUGGUGAUGAGGGCGGCGGCGAGGGGCGGGGUGGGGAAUGUUGUGUUGGGGGCGUGGGGGUGCGGGGCGUAUGGGAAUCCUGUGGAGGAGGUGGCGGAGGGGUGGAAGAAGGUUUUGGUGGGUGCUGGGAAGGGAGGGAGGGGGAAGGUUGAGGUGUGGGAGGGGAUUGAGGAGGUGGUGUUUGCGAUCUCGACGAAAACGGUGGAAGGGAAGCAGCAGCUGGAGGGCUUCCAGAAAGUGUUUGAGGGGGUGGCUUACGAGGAUAAGGAGCCAGAGGCUCAAGAGCGAGAGGCUGUAGAGGCCGAAAAGGAUGAAGAUGAUCCAGAGGAGAUCAGGUUGAGGGACAUCCAGGAACUCACCGAGCAGAUCCAGAUUAAGGAGGCUCAGCUCGACAGGAUAAAGAACGAGUCCUUACGAGAAAGGAUCGCAGAGCUGGUCACAUCUCUGAAGAAGGAGCUGGUGAUCAAAUCAAACCCACAAGGCCAUUCAGCCGAUGAGGAUAGUCCAGAGGUAGAGGAAGGCGAGGGCAGCGCCUCGAAAACUUGA